UCGAUGGUGUCGGUGUAUUUAAGGAUUAAAUUCGGCAACUCAUGUCUCUCAUGUUCGCCGCAAUGUGACACGAUGUAUACGAUUGUUAAAGGUACUCAUAACGGGGCCAGCAGAAACACCGUACGCAAACGGCUGUUUUGAAUUUGACGUAUACUUCCCUCCCGACUAUCCUAAUAGCCCAAUGUUAAUAAACUUAGAGACAACCGGUCGUCACACCGUGCGUUUUAAUCCGAAUUUAUACAAUGACGGAAAGGUCUGUCUCAGCGUACUAAACACUUGGCACGGUCGGCCCGAGGAAAAGUGGAAUGCUCAUACAAGUAGUUUUCUUCAGGUUUUGGUAUCGAUACAAUCGCUAAUCUUGGUAUCCGAACCCUAUUUCAACGAACCUGGAUAUGAACGAUCACGGGGCACGUCGAGCGGUGCUCAAUCUAGUCAAGAGUACAAUGCGAAUAUUUGUCAGGCUACCGCCAAAUGGGCAAUGCUCGAUCAAAUUCGCAAUCCUUGUCCAUGUUUCAAGGAGGUAUGUAUAUAAUAAAAAUGGCCUUUA
This is a messenger RNA of Formica exsecta, 547 nucleotides long. Its product is annotated as baculoviral IAP repeat-containing protein 6-like. Gene Ontology annotation, cellular component: nucleus. The transcript is spliced from 2 exons. The record is from RefSeq and is a predicted model, not a curated record. Bases 182 to 532 code for a protein of 116 amino acids. NCBI's taxonomy places the organism in Eukaryota, Metazoa, Arthropoda, Insecta, Hymenoptera, Formicidae. Gene Ontology annotation, molecular function: cysteine-type endopeptidase inhibitor activity; ubiquitin conjugating enzyme activity. Gene Ontology annotation, biological process: negative regulation of apoptotic process.